ACGAGUACCUAGCUAUGUUUAUUUUGUAAUUUGUACACAGCACAAUUUAUAAAGCUGAAUACCUAUUAUUAAUUAUUAGUUUCUGUUGUACUUAAGUGGUACAUGUUUGCAGAUUAUCACAUUUACAGUGGUAGUUAGUUGUGUUCCAAAAGAGUGAAGUAUCAUCAUAGAACCCAAAAUGAGCGAUUCUGAAUUAGGAUACGGUUCAUCAUUUACUGUAGAUUCUGUGAAAGUUAUAGCAGAAAGUGUUGGUAUUGGAAAUCUUGUUGACGACGCCGCGAAAGAGCUGGCCGAUGAUGUUUCAUACCGCCUGAAAAUAAUCGUACAGGAUGCUAUGAAGUUCAUGCAACACUCCAAACGGCAGAAGUUAUCUAUUACGGACAUUGAUCAUGCUUUAAAAGUUCAAAAUAUUGAGCCACAAUAUGGAUUCAUUCAACCUGACACAUUGCCAUUUAGAUUUGCCUCAGGAGGUGGUAGAGAACUGCACUUUAUUGAGGAGAAAGAUAUUGAUUUGUCUGAAAUCCUGUCUGCACCUCCACCAAAGAUACCACUUGACAUUUCGUUAAGAGCUCAUUGGCUUAGUGUUGAUGGUGUGCAGCCUACAGUUCCAGAAAAUCCACCUCCAUUAUCCAAAGAGGCGCAGAAAUUAGAAUCGGUGGAUCCUAUUACAAAACUGAGUAAACCUGCUAAUAAAGAUUCUGCCGGUAAACCAGUAUGUGGCAAAGCAGCUCGGUUGAAAGCAUCAGAAUCUGUACAUGUUAAGCAACUCGCCACACAUGAACUCAGUGUGGAACAACAAUUGUAUUACAAAGAAAUCACUGAAGCUUGUGUUGGAAGUGAUGAAGGACGACGUGCGGAGGCUCUGCAAUCUCUGGCAUGUGACCCUGGCUUACACGAGAUGUUACCAAGGAUGUGCACAUUUAUCUCUGAAGGGGUGAAAGUCAAUGUGGUGCAGAAUAAUUUGGCACUCCUCAUUUACUUGAUGAGGAUGGUGAAAGCAAUGCUUGACAACCAAUCAUUGUAUUUAGAGAAAUAUCUGCAUGAGCUGAUACCAUCAGUGUCUACGUGCAUAGUGGCCAGGCAGCUUUGCAUGAGACCGGAGGUGGACAACCAUUGGGCGUUGCGAGACUUCGCCGCGCGACUCAUGGCGCAAAUAUGCAAGACCUUUAAUACUUCCACCAACAAUCUACAGACGAGAGUCACGAGAUUAUUCUCGAAGGCUUUGCAGUGUCCAUCUCAGACCAACAAUGAAAGCGGUCCGUCCAUGGUUCCCUCUAUGAAAGAGUCUGAAAAAACACCACUGGCUUCCCUUUAUGGUGCAGUUCAAGGCUUAGCAGAACUGGGCGCUGAAGUUGUGAAGGUGUUCAUAUUGCCGCGCGUGCGCUGGCUGGGCGAGCGUGUGGAGGGUGCUCUGAGCGGCAUAGGCGGUGCGGAUCGGCUCGCGGCUGGCAACCUCAAGCACCAACUCCUCAAGGUGCUGGCUCCAGUGGUGCGCGCGCACCGCCAGCCACCCGACCUUCCCGAAGACUACAAACGUGAGUACGGCUACCUGGGGCCAAGCUUGCAGCAGAUGGUGAGCAAGCUGCGGUCGUCGCCGUCGAGCGGCAGUGGGGGCGGUGCAGUAGCCGUGGUAACGUGUACGCCGCCGCUGCUGCCCUCCCCGUCACCCGCACCCUCGCCAGCACUGCCCACGCUCGUCUCCUCUUCGCCUUCGCCCGUCUCGAUACAGCAUACGUCGCACACGCACUCCAAAACUAUUGAAUCUGUGGCGAAUCGCAACGUGGUGAUAACAUCGUCUGCGCCGCAGUCACCGGCGCCCUCGACUCCGCCGCCACAGAAAUUCGUCAUCGUGUCGUCGCAACAGAAGAAUCAGACGCAGCCAGCCAGCAGUGCAGGACACAUUGUCAUGCACAGCUCGCAGCCAACGAUAGUUCGCAGUCAAAAUUCGGUGGUGGUGACGAGCGGACCGGCGGGCGUGGCGCCGCCACAGAAGGUGGUGGUGGUAGGCGUACCACCACCCACGCACCAGUUGCACCAGACCCACCAACAACAUCAGCAGCACCAGCAGCACCAACAGCAUCAACCGACCGCUGGUGGGGUUAGCCAGGCGCCGGUGUCAGUUGUGGCUAAGCCAGUGUUCGCCCGCGGAGGCGCGACCCCGCAGCCCCCGCCGGAGCUAGACGACCUCUCCCAUCUUGCCUGACGACCGCGCACCUACAGCUUCAUCAUCAAGGAGGUCCGCAAAAAGAACGCAUAACGGCCUCGUCGCUUUCUGUGCGUCCGCUGCUUGGUGACAAAGCUAUCAUACCUAUAUUAAAGCUUAGCGUUCUCCGAAACAUAGACAAUGUAGUUUAGCGUAAAAGUGUUUGAAACAAGCUGUGCUGCCUGCGUUUUGCAAUAAUAUUUUUCAACUUGGCAGGGUUGAAAUUGGCUGACCGUACAUGUGCUAUGUACAUGUUUCACUUGGUACUAUUAUUGAAUUCCUAAAAACUGAAUCUUGGCAGCCACUCGCCUUAGGCCACCUUGUAUUGCGUGUAUCCUUUUUUGCAAGGAAGAUUAGGAAAAAGGAUCGCAGUACUAAAAUCCAGCUGCCAUUUUGAAGGUUUUGGAUUUGAAUUAUAGUAUUAAUUUUGGACUAAGUUGUUACACAAGCGUAUGAGAGGGAAAUAGACGAUUUCGCUCUUCUCCUCGAUAAGAGCGACUUUUUUCGCGACGUGUUCUUGUAUUUGUAAUUAUAAAACAAUAUGAUCGGACAAAAAUAUCGCGUCCCAGUAUAUAAUCGUGGCCUAUCUUUACCGGCUGACAUAUCUACCUAUUAUUUCUUAUAAUGUAAACAAUCUCUACGUUACACUUUAGUUUACUGUAAGUUUUAAAAAUAUUAAAAAGGAAUUAUACAUAGAGAUAAUUGAAACAUAUUAUGUAACGUAACAUACAUAAACAAAAUCUUUCCUAUUUCAUUUGUUUUUUAUUACUAUCAUUUAUAACACCCUUUUGUUUGUUCUAUUUAUAAAACACACUUUAAAAAUGAAGAAAUUUACAUUAUGAGACAGGUAACAAAAAACAGAGUAUAGACAAUUCUUUUCUGCAUCGCUUGCGUGACAGCUUAUGCUAAAAUGUAGGCGAAGACACCACCUAAGCGACAAGACAGUGAUGCGACUUCGACCUGGCUGUGACAUGACUGACGUCAAUAAAUCUGCAUAUAACGAGUAAGGCAUGACACGAUUUUUCACUCUGAAGCAUACAUGACAGUGUGCCAAACUCGCAAAUACUUUAAAAGUUACAUGCAAUAUGUAGAAUUAAUGUCCGAUCCGUGAGGAUGCUGUUAGUUUAGGAUAUAUGUUAUAUCGCGAUAUAAUAGUAAACUCUACAUUUUCUGAGAAUCAACAAAAAUAUAUCCGCCUUGAAAAUGAAAUGAAAUUGCAUAAAACAUAUUAAAUACUGAAUGAUGUUCAGAGGUCCAGUCUUAAUAAAGCGACAACAGCUGAAAACAUGUUCUCAAGAUCUGGAUGCUUAAGACCGAUUUUGAGCAGCUCGAUGUCACAUAAUUACGUGCCUUAGUAAGUAAAACCAAUUCAUUUAUGAGAAUUUAAAAAUUAUUCUUAGCGUCACGUUGAUACUUUUAAAUCAAGUUAUUAUUAAUACGUCGUAUGCUAAGUAGGGCUAGUAUGCGCACCACGAGAAAAUAUUAUCCACCCAUUAUCUCGUCUAUCUCUAUAGAAAAAAUACCCUGUAGAUAUAAUUAUCUCGUGGCACGCAUGCUAGCCAUACAAAUAAAGCUUUAUUUGAGGUCUCACGCUACAUGGUACUUACACAUCACGUCAUACGUAACGUGAUUAUGAAGGUAACCAUCAGAAUCCUUUUUCCAAAUACUAAUUAGAGCAGUAGAAUAUUAUGUACUUAUAGUAUAAUUUUCCAUAAUAAGAUAGAAGGUUUUUUUUUAUGCGUAAACGUUUUACGGUGAUCAAGCAAUAAAAACGUGAUAUAUAAGUUAAAAAUUUUAGAAAAGCAAACUUAAAUGUAAUUUUACUAGAGCCUUUUAUAUUUUUAGCAGAGUGGUAACAGGUUUCAUAAUAAACUAGCUGUGCCCCGCGGCUUCGCCCGAGCAUAAUUUUGGAAAAAUCUAUUUUUCCAUACAAAUUUUCACCCGCUAUUGUACGCAAUUUACUCCGGCCCACGGCGUCGCAUUGCCCCGGUGCAAUUAACCUGGGCCAUUAAAUAAAAAAAAAAAAAAAACAACUGGGUAGUUCCACAGAUUAGCGCUUUCAAAUGAAUUAUUAGUUUUUGCGAGCUAGUUUAGAUAUAGCUAUAAAACAAUUUUCAUAUCUAUAUAUCGUAAUCAUAAUAUUAUUACUAGGUAUUGUAUUUUAUUGCUGAAACUGGACUUAGUGUAAGUUUAAAGUUGAGAAAUAUAACGUAAGUUCUACGUUACUACGCUAAAAUUGUUUGAAAAUAACUACGUGUAGAUUUUUUUAUUAGUAAUGGACUGCCAAAAUUUUGCAGAUCCUUUCCCCAAUAUUAGUACUUCCCCGGACGAGCUCUGCGACAAAAACACCCCAACUACUAAAAAUGGCCUCAAUGGCCCUCUAUCUAUCUAUCUAUAUAUAUAAAAGAGAAAGUGUGUGGGUAUGUUCCGUAUAGGCUCCGAAA
Molecule: messenger RNA, 4647 nt
Organism: Pararge aegeria (speckled wood butterfly)
Lineage: Eukaryota; Metazoa; Arthropoda; Insecta; Lepidoptera; Nymphalidae
Gene: Taf6
Product: transcription initiation factor TFIID subunit 6
Exons: 12
Coding region: 179-2203 (674 amino acids)
Biological process (GO): transcription initiation at RNA polymerase II promoter; RNA polymerase II preinitiation complex assembly
Cellular component (GO): transcription factor TFIID complex; SLIK (SAGA-like) complex; SAGA complex
Molecular function (GO): protein heterodimerization activity; RNA polymerase II general transcription initiation factor activity; transcription coactivator activity
Source: RefSeq, a predicted model, not a curated record